Molecule: messenger RNA, 1631 nt
Organism: Pristis pectinata (smalltooth sawfish)
Lineage: Eukaryota; Metazoa; Chordata; Chondrichthyes; Rhinopristiformes; Pristidae
Gene: tpbgl
Product: Wnt-activated inhibitory factor 2
Exons: 1
Coding region: 9-884 (291 amino acids)
Biological process (GO): negative regulation of canonical Wnt signaling pathway
Cellular component (GO): plasma membrane
Molecular function (GO): protein binding
Source: RefSeq, a predicted model, not a curated record
UGACCCAGAUGCCGCGGGGGAUCCCCCCUCUCACCCAGAGGUUGAUCGUGGCUGGGAACACCAUACCGGUGCUGGGGGAGGCAGCUGUCGUUGGAAACGGCUCAGAACUUCUUCUGCUGGACACCCUGGACCUCCAGGGUAACUGCAUCCGAAGGAUUGCACCCGGCGCCUUUGAAGGCUUGUCCAACCUCAAGACCUUGAACCUCAGCGAGAACGCCCUGGGCUCCAUCGCCAGCGACGCUUUUCGUGAUCUCUCCCUCCUACACACCUUGUGCAUGAACCGCGCCCUCCACCAACUGCCCGCGGAGCAGCUCUGGACAGCUUUGGACCCCAGACACCUCCCCAACCUCACCCAGAUCCAACUGGUUGGGAACCAGCUGAGAAACCUCCCUGAAGAUCUGCCCACCAGCCCCAAGUGGGAGAUGUUGGACCUCAGGGACAACCUGUUGGGUAGGGUUGGGGAAAGGACCACAAGCUGGCUGCAGCAACACCCCAGCCUCAAAGUUUACUUGUCCUCCAACCCGUUUGUGUGUGACUGCCAGCUGUGGCCCAUGUACCUGUGGCUGAAGAACACCUCCCAGGUUGGUGACAAGAAGAAGAUGACCUGCCACUGCCCACAGCCUUUGAAUGGGACCCUCCUCACCCAGUUGACAGCUGAAGACUUCAAAUGCCCGGAAGCCGACGCAGCCUCCUACGUCUUCCUGGGGAUCGUCUUGGCUCUCAUUGGAGCCACCUUCCUCAUGGUCCUCUACCUCAACAGGAAAGGCAUCAAGCGAUGGGCCAGCAACUUCCGUGAAGCUUGCCGUGAUCAGAUGGAGGGCUACGAGUACAGAUACGAGCACGACUCUGAGCCUGGGGUGGCCAGUGUCUCAGCUGUGGUCUAGCCCGCUGAUGCCAGCGAUGUUCCCCCUUGCCCUACCCAGUACGGCUUCCAAGUGCAUUGCGGUCACUAAAGGAAAGUUGAAUCAGAAUGACAGCUACAAACUUUAUGCUUGUGCUAAGGUAGAACUUUGCACCUUUCUUCUCUAUAGAAGUAGGAACAUCCAAUGCAACCCUUCAGCUGCAGUGUCGCUGGACUAUUAUGCACUGUAGUCUCUCUAUACCCUCUGCUUGCCCCCAUGUAGACAACAUCAUAAGCACGUUGCACAACCUUUGUCUUGUCUUAGUCAAAAUAACCAUACAAUCUCCUCUGUGUUCUGUUAGCACCUCCCAUCAUUUUAAGCAUGUUGUACGAUCUGUUCAGUUUGUGUUAACAACACGGUAAGAACACUGUAAGACUUGUCGGUUUGUUAGUACCACAGUAACCACACUGUAAGAUCACCAUUUCUUGCCUAUUAAGAUUGAAAGCACAAUCUCAGCUGGCUUUAGCAACAUCGUAAGCAUGCCAUAAGGUACCUAUUUGGAUUUUAUAAACAGUAUGGCGAAAGCACAGUGAGGCAGUGUUAACAAUAUUGUAAAGCAUGCUAUAAGAUCUUCAUUUACAUCGUAAAACACUAAAACGUUGUUCUGCAUUGCAUUAGCACCAUCCUAAACACACUGGAAUAUCCCAAUGUGCUUUGUGUUGGCAUCAUAGUUCUCUGUAAGAUCAGUUUACCUUUUGUUACAACAUAUUCAGUGCUCUAUAAGGUAAA